Rubroshorea leprosula is the source of this 313-nucleotide messenger RNA. Lineage: Eukaryota; Viridiplantae; Streptophyta; Magnoliopsida; Malvales; Dipterocarpaceae. The record is from the annotation of a GenBank genome assembly.
ACAGAAGGAAGUGAGCUAUCUAUAGAGCUUGGAGAUGGUAAACCAAGCUGUGACUACAAAAAGCAAAGUGGAGAAGCUCACCAACCAGACUGUCGAGCUCAAAGAGGAGUUAGAGAAGGUCAUAGAUGAGAAAGAGAAUGGAAUCAAGGCCGUUAAAAGAGAUGCCAACCACCAAGCCAAUCCCGUUGUGGAAGAAGUUGCAAGGGCAAGGGAGGAACAAGAUGAAGCUUGCAAAGAGCUUGACGCCCUAUGAGCAAAGGUUGUACUUCUUAUAUUUGAGAGUUUUAUUCAGAAAUGAAAAAGAAUAGUUAUU